Akanthomyces muscarius is the source of this 1305-nucleotide messenger RNA. RefSeq lists its product as uncharacterized. Gene Ontology annotation, molecular function: molecular adaptor activity; GTPase activity; GTP binding. The record is from RefSeq and is a predicted model, not a curated record. Lineage: Eukaryota; Fungi; Ascomycota; Sordariomycetes; Hypocreales; Cordycipitaceae. Gene Ontology annotation, biological process: cytoskeleton-dependent cytokinesis. The coding region runs from base 1 to 1305 and encodes 434 amino acids. Gene Ontology annotation, cellular component: septin ring; cell division site; cytosol. The transcript has 5 exons.
AUGGCUACCAACGGCAGCGCCUCCCCGCCCUCCAUGGCGCCGGCUUCCCCCGCUAACGACGUGCCUACUUCUGCUCCCGUACAGGAUAACAGGAACAUUGUCAGACGCAAGCUUACCGGCUACGUUGGAUUUGCCAACCUUCCUAACCAGUGGCACCGUAAGAGUGUCCGCAAGGGGUUCAACUUUAACGUCAUGGUUGUUGGUGAAUCUGGCCUCGGCAAGUCUACCCUCGUCAACACUCUCUUCAACUCCAACCUCUACCCUCCCAAGGAGCGUAAGGGACCCAGCCUCGAGAUCAUCCCCAAGACCGUCACCAUCCAGUCCAUCAGCGCCGAUAUCGAGGAAGCUGGUGUCCGCCUUCGCUUGACUGUCGUUGACACCCCCGGAUUUGGUGACUUUGUCAACAAUGACGAGUCUUGGCGCCCUAUCACCGACAACAUUGAGCAGCGCUACGACGCCUAUCUUGAUGCUGAGAACAAGGUCAACCGCAUGAACAUUGUCGACAACAGAAUUCACGCCUGCGUCUUCUUCAUCCAGCCUACUGGCCACUCCCUCAAGCCCCUUGACAUCGAGGUCAUGCGCCGCCUUCACACCAAGGUCAACCUGAUUCCCGUCAUUGCCAAGUCUGAUACCCUCACCGAUGAGGAGAUUGCCAGCUUCAAGGCCAGAAUCCUGUCCGACAUCAAGCACCAUGGUAUCCAGAUCUUCGAAGGGCCCCGUUACGAGCUCGACGAUGAGGAGACCAUUGCUGAGAACAACGAGAUCAUGUCCAAGGUUCCGUUUGCCGUUGUCGGUGCCACCAACGAGAUCAAGACCCCCGACGGACGUGCUGUCCGUGGCCGUCAGUACCCCUGGGGUACCAUAGAGGUCGACAACGAGGAGCACUGCGACUUCGUCAAGCUGCGCCAGAUGCUCAUCCGCACCCACAUGGAGGAGCUCAAGGAGCAUACCAACAACACCCUCUAUGAAAACUACCGUACCGACAAGCUUAUUGCUAUGGGUGUUUCUCAGGACCCCAGCGUCUUCAAGGAGGUCAACCCUGCUGUCAAGCAGGAGGAGGAGCGCGCUCUGCACGAGCAGAAGCUCGCCAAGAUGGAGGCCGAGAUGAAGAUGGUCUUCCAACAAAAGGUGCAAGAAAAGGAGAGCAAGCUCAAGCAAUCAGAGGAGGAGCUCUACGCCCGUCAUCGCGAGAUGAAGGAGCAGCUCGACCGCCAACGCGCCGAGCUCGAGGACAAGAAGCAGCGUGUCGAGAGCGGUCGCCCUCUCGAAAAGGAGGGCAAGCGCAAGGGCUUCUCUCUGCGAUAA